AUGGAACCUGGUGCUGGUACAAGAUUGAUGACAUCUUCAGGACAUAAUGUAACAGCUCUGGACUUGGGUGCUUCAGGAAUCAACCCGAAACAGGCCCUCGAAAUCCCAAUUUUUUCUGAUUACUUAACGGAAUUCAUGGCUUCACUUCGUGAUUUGGCACUGGCCACUAUACUAGUAAGGCCAUAUCAUUUAUACCAUGUCGAAGAUGUUGCUAAGGAGAUACUUCUUUCAAGCAAAAGGUAUGGAUCUGUUAGGCGAGUGUUCAUUGUUGCUGCUGAAAAUGAAGCUCUGAAGAAGGAAUUUUCACAGUUGAUGAUUGAAAAAAAUCCACCUGAUGAAGUAGAAGAGAUCCAGGGCUCUGACCACGUGAUCAUGAUGUCUAAGCCCCAACGAUUUUUUACUACUCUUCUGAGCAUUGCCAACAAGUAUAUUUUUAUCCUUUUGCCUUCAUACGACGACUCUCAGUAA
This is a messenger RNA of Solanum tuberosum (potato), 468 nucleotides long. RefSeq names its product salicylic acid-binding protein 2-like. The transcript is spliced from 2 exons. The record is from RefSeq and is a predicted model, not a curated record. Lineage: Eukaryota; Viridiplantae; Streptophyta; Magnoliopsida; Solanales; Solanaceae. Gene Ontology annotation, molecular function: methyl jasmonate esterase activity; methyl salicylate esterase activity; methyl indole-3-acetate esterase activity. The coding region runs from base 1 to 468 and encodes 155 amino acids. Gene Ontology annotation, biological process: salicylic acid metabolic process; jasmonic acid metabolic process.